Molecule: messenger RNA, 441 nt
Organism: Phaedon cochleariae (mustard beetle)
Lineage: Eukaryota; Metazoa; Arthropoda; Insecta; Coleoptera; Chrysomelidae
Source: the annotation of a GenBank genome assembly
ACGAAAGUUGGAGCAUGGAAGGCUUUUUCUGGGACAAACUGCGAGCUUCUGGGACGCCUCGGACAGUCGCCACUUGAGGAGGACGUCCUUAGCAAUGUCGAGAAAUUUGUCGUCAAACUGUAUAAGGUUGAUUCCAGCAUCACAUGCUCAAACGAUGCCCGAAGUUAUUUAUUUGGAGAUGUAAGAAAGCCAGAAUUUCUCCCACCGACAACUGAUGCACUUCGUCUCCAUAUUAGGAGAUGCAACUACCAGGUGUGUGUUUGGGAGAAUGCGCAUAUCCCCAAACCGUCACUACCUAGGCUGCAGGACUGUGGCUGGAUUGUGCAGAGAGAACAAGUUGUUCCUCGUUUAAUAACACUAGAUCCCAUUCCUGAGACGUGCCCAGAAAUAGUUGUCUGUCAUUGCAAAGGACAUUGUAAUACAAAAAAUUGCAGUUGUAGG